Molecule: messenger RNA, 534 nt
Organism: Elephantulus edwardii (Cape elephant shrew)
Lineage: Eukaryota; Metazoa; Chordata; Mammalia; Macroscelidea; Macroscelididae
Product: chromosome unknown open reading frame, human C6orf120
Exons: 1
Coding region: 1-534 (177 amino acids)
Source: RefSeq, a predicted model, not a curated record
AUGGCGGCGCGCUGGGGGCCGGCGCUGCUGCUGCUGCUGCUGCUGUCCGCGCACGCGGCGUCCACGCGGCCCGAGGACGACGACGUCCCCGCCGAGUGGCAGCUGCUGCACGAGGUGCAGGGCCAGGUGGGCGCGGGCAACUACAGCUACCUGCGCCUGAGCCAGGCGGGCCGCGUGGUGCUGCGCAUGCACAGCCUGCGCGGCGACGCCGACCUCUACGUGUCGGACAGCACGCUGCAGCCCAGCUUCGACGACUACGCGCUGCAGUCGGCCACCUGCGGCCCCGACGCCGUGGCCGUGCCCGCGCACUUCCGGCGGCCCGUGGGCAUCGGCGUGUACGGGCACCCGUCCCACCGCGAGAGCGAGUUUGUCAUGAGGGUGUACCUCGACCCCGCGGGGCCGGACCUGCCGGGACAGGGCGCGCACGCACCGGACGGCGGGGGCCGGGCCGAGGAGCCCGCGGCCGAGGAGGAGUCCGUGCUCUGGACCGUGCUCAUCAGCGUCCUCAAGCUGGUUCUGGAGAUCCUGUUCUGA